AUGGGCUUGUGUGCCAGUAAGGAGGACCGCAAUGAAUCGGCUGAGAAACAUAACGUUCAAAAGGUCAAAAGGACUGAGCCAGCUCGUUCGAAAGAAUUGGGCUCAAAAUUACAAAAAAGCACACCUGGCGCCAUUCUAGGAGGAGCCGACGAAUCUGAAAAAGAAACCUCUGCGCGACGGGCGGCUGGCUUGGCAGCCGCUGACAGGUUGGAAAAGUCGCAAAAACAGUUUGGGAAAGGUGAUCUGGGCAGAAAACUAGCGCAAGAGCGCUCCAAAACAUUGAAAACUCAAUUAAAGGAAUCUGCCGAGAGCCGGAAAGCCGAAAAGUCGGCCACCCUUGUGUAUGAUUAA
Molecule: messenger RNA, 351 nt
Organism: Lachancea dasiensis
Lineage: Eukaryota; Fungi; Ascomycota; Saccharomycetes; Saccharomycetales; Saccharomycetaceae
Source: the annotation of a GenBank genome assembly